Messenger RNA from Corvus hawaiiensis (hawaiian crow), 863 nucleotides. RefSeq names its product solute carrier family 35 member A4 (gene SLC35A4). Bases 55 to 366 code for a protein of 103 amino acids. The record is from RefSeq and is a predicted model, not a curated record. The transcript is spliced from 3 exons. NCBI's taxonomy places the organism in Eukaryota, Metazoa, Chordata, Aves, Passeriformes, Corvidae.
GGUGUCACGUGCAUCCCCGCCAGCCAAUCAGCGGCGGGCGGCGGCGGCGCCAAGAUGGCGGACGAUAAGGACUCGCUGCCUAAGCUGAAGGAUCUCGCCUUCCUGAAGGGGCAGUUGGAGAGCCUGCAGCGCAGGGUGGAGGACGAGGUGCAGGCCGGCGUGGGGCAGGACGGGUCCCUGCUGGCAUCGCCCUUACUCAAAGGCUUUCUGGCGGGAUACCUGGUAGCCAAGCUCCGCUUCUCCGCUGUCCUGGGCUUCGUGGCCGGCACCUGCACGGGGAUUUACGCCGCCCAGAACUACGCCGUGCCCAACGUUGAGAAGACGAUUCGUGACUAUGUGAAUUCACUGAAAAAAGGUCGGGACUAGCGAGGAGGAGCCCGGAGGCAGCAGGGACUGCAGGAACGGUGCUCCUUAGGUAGCAGGCACAGAGCACUCCCAGGGCUUUGGGAGGCACAUCACCUGCACCCUUUUCCCUGGAAGAGGGCUUUGCACCACACCACUGCGGCACGUCAGGGGGCUGGUGAUGGGUGUUUGUUGGGCAUCAUGGCAGCAGUGAUCACUGCCCUAACCCACAGCAGCUUGAGAGCACUGAGGGGCUGCCGGCUGCCUUUUCCCCUCACCUUUCCCAGUGCCCCUGCAGACUGAGGGGCUGCUGUGCCCUGUCACCUGUGUGCCCUGUAACCCUUGUGCCCUGCCACCCAGUCCACACUGUGCCCUGGGAAUGUGCUUUGUGUGGCUUCUCAGGAAGGCUUGUAGUUCUCCUAACAAGAGACGGCACCCUGCUCUCCUGCUGCAUCACAAAUGUUGCAGGGAACAUCCUGCUUGAACUACGCUCAUUAAAUUCUUGGUAUUUGGUCUCUUCA